Molecule: messenger RNA, 1266 nt
Organism: Heterobasidion irregulare TC 32-1
Lineage: Eukaryota; Fungi; Basidiomycota; Agaricomycetes; Russulales; Bondarzewiaceae
Exons: 4
Coding region: 1-1266 (421 amino acids)
Source: RefSeq, a predicted model, not a curated record
AUGUCCACCUCAACCAACCCAAACCCCGAGACUCCAGUGUCCGACACCGUCACCCAAGCUCAAUUCCAUGGUCUCACAACCGAGGUCUCGAGCCUGACAAUAGGGAUGGCCAACCUGCAGCUCCUGCUACAAACAGCCCUCCAGGCGGCCGCCAACCUUCCCCCCGAAGCGGCAGCCACCCCGGCACCAUCCGCCGUAGCGCCCACAGCUGCCGACGUGCUUUCAUCGCACGUCCCCGGCUUCGUGCCACCCGCAUCCACCAAUCCUGCCGCUGGUGCGUCCCCUUCCCUUCUCUCCCAAUUCCCCCUGGUCGAGGCAGCAGUCAUCACGGCCAUCGUGACCCAUGAAUUUCGGUCCUCGGAUCUCUACAAGCUGGACCCCCAGUACCGAGACAAGGCCGACCAGCGCAUUCUAGCCCUCAACGGCGACACGCUGGAGCUCCAGACCGGUGACUCCUCCGCCAAGGAGUACUGGUCCCUAAGCUCAGUUAUCAUCCCCCUCUCCACCUAUUUUUCCAUCCUCAGAUCGGCAAUUGCCCCCAUGACCCCAUCCAUAGGAUCGGUCAUCUCGGGCUUCUGGGCUUACACAGCAUCGCUGAUGCAAUUCGCCUCGGAAUACAACUGGGCCGCGGUGCACACCUACCAUGCCGACUUCUUUACAGCUCGCAAAUGGGGCCGCAUAGAUCUGGACAUCCAGACCCGCCGCUUGUUCGGCCACAACAAAGCGGCGCGCCCCAAUGCUCCCGCGCCCAGUGGCACAAAGACGAGAAAGGCAGGCGGCCCUGCUCGUUUUCUCGCCCCCAAGUCCACCGGCCCCUCGCUCCUCAACUCGUUCCCUCCCAUCCACAUCCCCCUGCCUCGCCCCAACUCAGCUCCACGCGCCAAUCAUCCCACCCUCCAACCCCUGCACCGUCCGCUUGUUGCCUUGCGCCUUCACGCCCCCGCUUGGGCCCAAUUUCUUUCUGAGUACCCAGACCCCUUGUUCAUAGAUACAGUCAUGGAUAUUAUUAAGCACGGUGCCAAUGUAGGCUACCAUCACGAUCACGCACGCGCGCAGUCCAGCAAAAACUUAAAAUCCGCACUACUGCACCCCGAUGCCAUUACCGCCGACAUCGCAGCCCAAGUUGCAAAAGGCUGCACGCGUGGCCCUUUCGACGCGCCACCCCUCGUACACUUUCAAAGCUCUCCGCUCGGAGCUGUCACGCGUAAAUGGGCUACAAAGCUGCCAUCACAUAUGACACAUUCCAUCGAGCCGUUGAAGAUCUGA